AUGAACACUAAGUUUCUUGUUACAAUCUUUAUUAUAACAGGCACUCUUUUUUCCUUUGCUGACGCUGCCCCUGCACCGGAAGCUCCUGAGGUUUUAGGUGUCAUCGGCUCCCCCCCAAUCCAAAGCAAUUGGACUGAAUCCAGUUUCUUGCAAUGUGUUAAGCAGCUAAACGGCUUUAAGUCUGCUAAUGUUGUGGAUGACAACGUUGCUUUCAGGUGCCGUGGAGUUUAUCGAAAUGGUGACGUGAACCUCCAUACUCCUAGUGGCAAGAAUUCCGAUCGCUGUCCAGCAAGCUUUCUCCCUCCAACCUCAGAGGAAGUCGAUAAGAAGAGCUGUGCCAAGAAACUCUCGAAGAACUUCGAAGAAGCCGCCCCCUUUCGUGCUGCCGUUGAUGCCGUUUGUCAUGACCUAGUCGGAAGCUUGAUGGAAAAGGGGAUGAAUCAUAUCACUCACCAGUUUACGGAUGCAUCUUCUAAACCUUCCUUAUGGCUGUUGAAGAACAAGAAGGUCAUCUUGGAGACAACAAUGAAUCUGACCCCCCAGACCCGUGCUGCUCUAAAGGCUGGGAAGAUAGCCAAAGCCACGCUGAAUACCCUGUGUGAGAAUGGAUUAAAGGAUUUUGGUACUAAAGGGAAAGGGUGCACUCACGAAGUGAACUACUACAAGAAGACCCUUGGUAUCUCACAUCAUGGGAUCCCUUACGACGCAGCCACUACAACAGCCGUGAAGGAUGGUUUGAUUGAUUUAUUUGUGGACAAUGCUCUGGAAAGUAUUGGUACUAUCGCCCUGUCCUGGUCCAAGCCUAAAUAG
Molecule: messenger RNA, 810 nt
Organism: Aspergillus bombycis
Lineage: Eukaryota; Fungi; Ascomycota; Eurotiomycetes; Eurotiales; Aspergillaceae
Exons: 1
Coding region: 1-810 (269 amino acids)
Source: RefSeq, a predicted model, not a curated record